Messenger RNA from Aspergillus melleus, 666 nucleotides. RefSeq lists its product as uncharacterized. Bases 1 to 666 code for a protein of 221 amino acids. The transcript has 2 exons. The record is from RefSeq and is a predicted model, not a curated record. NCBI's taxonomy places the organism in Eukaryota, Fungi, Ascomycota, Eurotiomycetes, Eurotiales, Aspergillaceae.
AUGGAGAUGCUUACAGUACCAGCGGACAAUUCGACCGAUACUCCGGCUCAGAUCAUCCCGGACACCUGCCACAAAGUCUGCAGCCAUGCCGCGGUCGAAGCAGGCCCCAACCCCAGAGACUGGACGAUCUGCAUCAUCGAUUCCACCCUACAAGUCAACUCCGCCAACUGUCUAGGCUGUAUUGUUCGCGCCAUCUCCUCUGACGAACCACUCACCUACACGCAAUCCGACGCCGAGAUCCUAUCCACCCUGCGAGCCUGGCGCGACUUCUGCCACGACUGGGAUGACGGCUACUUAACUACAGCGGUCGAUGAUAUAAGUCUCAUCAUCGGCGAUUCGGACUCGGUCGUUGCUCUUCCUUCUUGUCCGGCCGUUCCACAGGUCACGCAGACUCGGGAAUUGCCGUUCUCGACCUCGUGUAUGGGCACGUAUUCGUCGUCGUCUUUUGUCUGGCCGGCGUCGACCAGCUCGCAGGUCGUGGUUGGAACGGGGUCCGAGUCCACGGCGACGGCGACGGCGACGACUACGCCUGCACCUACUUCGGACGCCGGGGCUGCUCAUGAGACGAGGUCGGAGACGGCAACAGGGGCGGCGAGUUUGAGCGUUGUUGGCUUUGCGCCGGCGCAGCUGUUGCUGCUGGUGUGGGUGUUACUCUCGGCUUGGUGA